CGUCCCUCACGCGUCCCUCUCCUCAUCAACACUCAAAAUUGCUGCCCCUCAACCCGUGUGCUUGCUGGCUUUUGAGGUUCCAAGGUUGCGACUUCCAGUUUGCAACAUAUGCUGUGCUUUGUCUGGCUGUGUCUGUCUGGCUGUGUGCCCCGGCCCUUGCCUUCCCUUGUUCACCCCACCAAGGCAGGCACUGUACGGGUAGAAGAUGGGUCCUCGUGGCUCGUGCCACGACCUUAACCAUAACGUGUCCGCCGACGUCUUCGCCUUUCAUCUGCCAGGCCCCCUUCCCCUCUCACCCGCAAACCCCAUGGAAGCAUUCAAGCCACCCCCGCAGAAGUGCUCGACAACGGUGCCAAAGAUGUCCAGCAUCAACGCGGCGUGGGCCAAGAGGCAGCCCAUAUAUCUCCCUGGGUUCGACCGCGCCACACAGCUCGGCAUGGACUUCAAGUCCAUCCAGUUCGGAACAGCCUGGCUCCGCAAGACCUACACCAACGAUCGUGCCAAAUCAAUACGGGAGGCUGGUUUGCCUACCGACGAUCAUCAGAUCCGCGAGCGACCGCUGCAGGAGGUCCGCUAUGGAAACAACAUCUCUCUCCUGUUCAAGGCCUGUUGCGCCUUCAGGGACUUCCACGCCUCUGGUGAUCUCUGGAAAGCCGUCGGUCGUGUAUAUGGAGUCUCCUCCGAGGUGGUCAGGUCCGUAGUAGACAUUUUUGUUAUGGCCCGUGAAAUCUAUCUCUUCAACGACCCGCCAGAUGACCCCACCUCGGGCUUGAGGUCAAGCGCCACGUAUUGGGUCGACCAAUGGAUCGAAUUCAUCAACGGGCGGCUUCCGCGAAAACCACCACCCACGAAUGACGUUUUUGCAGGAGUCGAUGAACUCUUCAAGGCACAAGAAUACAAAAACGGGGAUCUUGCACGUGUUCUCACAGCUGAGCCCGACGCCGCGCCUCCACCAGCACCUCCACCGAGGCCUCGUGCUCUGAUGAAACGCUCGCCGUCUCCCUGUCCUUUGGAGUCAUCCCCGAUGGCCAAGAAGAGGGCCAUUUCGACCACCACGGACGGGACAGGAACUCAGGCAAUAUCGUUCGACUUCAGGGGCAAGGAUAAGCCUCUUAAUUCGGCGUUCAGCACAAACGGCCGCCAACCUACAGAUCAACAACCUGAUUGCAAACACAAGGAACCAUAUUUCCAACUCAAGAUUCGCGGCUCUCACAAGACGCCCCUGGAUCAGGACCGCUAUCACCCCGAGGCCGACGACUAUGCGGCGCUGGCACAAUCCAAUAUUGACCUCCAGGCCCGCGUAGAAUCCCUCGAGAAGGAAAGGCUCGAGUCCGUCAGGGCCCAGAAAGACAGGGACAAUGCCAUCAGAUCGCUACAAGCCAGGUUCACAGCUUUCGAAAGGGCGUCUGCAGCCGCGAGUACUCCCGCGCCGCCCAACGACGGUGUCGCCCGGGAGAUGCAGGAUAUGACAGAGAAGCUUGAGGCUCAGGCCGAAAAGCUACAAAGGAUCGAGCAAGAGCUCGAGACUAGGGACCAGGCCGAAAAGCUACGCAAGAUCGAGCAAGAGCUCGGUACCAGGGACCAGGCCGAAAAGCUACACAAGAUCGAGCAAGAGCUCGGGACCAGGGACCAGGCCGAAAAGCUACACAAGAUCGAGCAAGAGCUCGGGACCAGGGACCAGGCCACACAUAACAUGCAGGCAACCAUCUCCUCGUUACGAGAAGAGUUGGCAAGACGAGAGGGGGCCAUGGAAGCCCAAAGGAAGGAGUUCUCUGACACGCUGGUCAGGAUCUCGGCUCUCGAAGCUAAAAAUGUCUUCUUCAACGAUCUCCACAAAGCCAUUCGAGAGCUGAAGGCAAAGGUCGAGGCUCAGAAAGAUGAGGCGACUGCCAUUUCACUGGACUCUUCCAAUGAACAGGACAAACGGGACGCAAGACUGAAAGCGACCGAGCAAACACUGAAGAAACAGGAUCAGAAUGUCCAGAGGACAAUAGAAAAAUUCUUGGUCCUUCAGGGCCAGUUGCUCGCACUCAACUCCAGGUUCGAGUCCUUGGAGAAACAAGAUCGGACUGUCCAGAGGGCAAUGGACAAAGUCUUGGCCCUUGAGGGCCAGUCGCUCCUACUCAAGGCUAGGGUCGGGUCCCUGGAGAAACAAGAGAAAACUGUCCAGAGCGCAAUGGACAGACUCUUAAUCCUCGAGGAUCAAUCGCUCAUACGUAACGCUAGGACCGAAUCCCUGGAGAAACAAGGCCAAACUAUCCAGGGGGCCAUGGAUAGACUCUUGGUCCUUGAGGACCAGUCGCAAAUACGUAACGCUAGGAUCGAAUCCCUAGAGAAACAAGAGCAAACUGUCCAGGGGGCAAUGGAUAGACUAUUGGUACUUGAGGACCAGUCGCUCAGAUACAACGGGAGGAUCGAAUCCCUGGAGAAUCAGACGGAUAUCACAGAGGUUGAAGCUCGAUUAUGCGCAAGAGUAUCUACCGUGGAGCAAACCCAGGCUGAUAACCUGAGGAUGUCCGAUUCCCACAUCCAAACGCUCCGGGUGGGUCUCGAGCAGGCGCGAGAAGAAAUCGUAAAUCUCUCAAAGAGGCUUGCUACUGGGUUAGGCUGUCUGCCAACGAUCGAGCAGAACAUGUCGGAGAUGCAGACCAAGAUCACGAAUAUCGACCGGCAAGAAACCAACAUCUCGAAACGCCUCGACGACCUGGACAUUUCCCGAGAAGCUCUCGCGCUGCAGGUCUACGCAGCCCGUCUCGACGAACUCUCCAAGUCCCUCGAGACGCUGAUACAGCUGCCCGCCACCCUGGCCAAGAGAGAAGAAGCCCGGGCUGCAGCCUCCGAGGCCGACCUCACCAUGAAGGAGUUUUACCAGCACCUGAAGGCCGCCAGUCAACAACAGGCGAAACAGGCGCAACAGACGAAAAAGGCUGCGAGUGCCAGUGACGCCAACUCGCAAGCUUUACAGUGGCUGACGGAAAAGGUGAACAAUAUGGACUGGGUGCUCGAGAAAUACAUGAGUGAUAGCCGGGAGAAGCUGGGCCAGCUGGUGGACGGCGCCGCAUAUGCGAGGGACAUGGGCCGGUGUGCCAAAGAGAGCAGCAACGUCGCCACUGUCGUGGGCGAGUUGUGUCGGCGGGUCGGCAUCAUGGAGAGAGGCUUCGAGGUCAUCAGAGAUGCGGGUAUCAUGUGUGCUCCUCGGCGCUGAUGUUUGGACCAUGGCCCCGGGGCUGUUGUUGGGCGUUGGGGAGCUCAAGCCUGGGCGCGUGGAAGCGCGAGUCUGCAGGCGGGAAACCUGCCGUCUCGCGGCUCUACAAGAUCCUCGGAGGCCGCCAUUUUUCUCAUUGUAUUUAUUAUUUUUUUUGGAGCGACCUUGGCGGAUUCUGAAAUUCGUUAAUGACGACUAAUGGCUACGAAAGACAACGAAGACGAACGUCUGUGGGACUACAAAAGGAGCGGUGUUAGAGCACCCAGCCUAGAAGAUAUAUGUAUAAUGUAUUGCUUC
This is a messenger RNA of Diaporthe batatas, 3502 nucleotides long. RefSeq lists its product as uncharacterized. The record is from RefSeq and is a predicted model, not a curated record. Lineage: Eukaryota; Fungi; Ascomycota; Sordariomycetes; Diaporthales; Diaporthaceae. The coding region runs from base 206 to 3205 and encodes 999 amino acids. The transcript has a single exon.